AUGUGGCUGGAGCUCGGCUCACUAACAGGGCUGAGGGCCGAGGAGGUGCUUGGCCUAGUGCUAGAUGAUCCACUAAAUUUGUAUUUUCUUAAGUUCGCAGCUACAGCCGACAACAAAAAAUGUUCUGGUUUGUUGCAAUGGUCCUUACGUGAUUAUCGAGAUGUUGUCCUGGCUGAGUGUGAUCGGACAUCAUGCAGGUCAAAGGAGGGAUUUAACAUCUCUCAUGAUCAGUACCUGAGAGGAGAUUCCUCUCUCACCAUCACUGCAGCUGAUUACAGUCAGAGGAACGUGUACGCAUGUGAAUGUGAAGACUCAGACUUCUCUUAUGUUCGCCUCAUCAUAGAGACUGUGUUCUCACAGGUUCAGAUGGAGUCUGGUGAAGAUCUGAAGCUGCAUGUGUCUGUACCAGAACCAGUGGAGGUGAUUUAUAAAAGCAGUGGUUCAGCUGAUGAAGUGAUCUGCAGGGUGAAUAAUCUCUCACUGCAGUGUAAAGAUAAAUACAGAGACAGAACAUCACUCACUUACCCUGAGCUCACACUGAGACACAUGGAGCCGAGGGAUAGUGGAAGUUACACCAUCCGGGACACGAAGAAUGAGGAAGACAUUCAGAUAUACGCCGUCUCUGUGGAAGCUGUGUUCUCACCAGUUCAGAUGAAGUUUGAUGAAGAUCUGAAGCUGCAUGUGUCUGUACCAGAACCAGUGGAGGUGAUUUAUAAAAGCAGUGGUUCAGCUGAUGAAGUGAUCUGCAGGGUGAAUAAUCUCUCACUGCAGUGUAAAGAUAAAUACAGAGACAGAACAUCACUCACUUACCCUGAGCUCACACUGAGACACAUGGAGCCGAGGGAUAGUGGAAGUUACACCAUCCGGGACACGAAGAAUGAGGAAGACAUUCAGAUAUACGCCGUCUCUGUGGAAGAGCCUGGUUUUCCUGCAUGGGGGAUUGUAUUGAUAGUGCUGUGUCUGCUCAGCUGCUGUAUUGGAGCGGGAAUAUACCUAAUGCGGAGCUACCGUAUGAGGAAACAGUUGAAGAGGCGACAGCAGCUAGUGGAACAGCUUGUACAGCAGGCUGAAGGAGGGACAGAGGAGAACAUCAGAGAAGCAGAGAAGUCACUCGAUUUGCUGAAGCAGCAGUACUUCAACACUGGAUAUUCAGCCGAGGUCUUUGUGUUCUGCAUGGAAAAGAGGAAACAGCUGCUGGAGUGGCGAAUGCCACAACUGGAUCAGCUUGUACAGCAGGCUGAAGAAGGGACCGAGGAGAAGAUCAGAGAAGUGGAGGAGUCACUCAAUCACCUGGAGCAGCAGUACAACAACACUGAAUAUUCAUACAAGGUCAAAUUCUACUGCAGCAAAAACAGGAAACAACUGAUGGACAGGCGAUUGCAAUGUGUGGAACAGCUUGUACAGCAGGCUGAAGGAGGGACAGAGCAAAAUUUCAGAGAAGUGGAGAAGGAGAUCAAUCAGCUGGAGCAGCAGUACAUCAACACUGAAAAUUAUGAAAAUGUCGAAUUGUUCUGCAAGGAAAAGAAGAAACAGCUGCAGCAGUAUAAAAAGAGAGGAGAGUUAAACAGGCAACUGCUACAUGUGGUACAGCUUGUACAGCAGACAAAAGAAGAGAAAAAGGACACCAGUAAUGUGGAAAAGGAGCUCAAACAGCUGAAGGAGCAUUACAAGGACACUGAACAUUCAGACAAGGUCUCAUUGUUCUGCAGUGACAAAAUAUCAGAGCUGAACUGGUACAGACUACAGCAUGACAAACAACCAAUGACUGAGAAAAGGAGAAGAAUGUUGAACAGUCGAUUGCUCCAUGUGCACAAGCUCAUACAGCAGGCUAAAGAAGGGAAAAAGGACAGCAGUUAUGUAGAGAAUGAGAUCGAUCAGCUGGAGCAGCAGUACUGGAUCACUGCGUAUUCAGAACAGGUCACAGUGCUCUGUGAGAUAAAGAGAAAACAGCUGAAGGCAAACGAACCACAGCAUGGUAAUGAUGAAUGUCCAGUUCCUAUGAACGAAGAGUUGUACAGGCAAAUGAAACAGCUUGUACAGCAGGUUAAAGGAGGGACAGUGAAGAAGAUCAGUGAAGUGGAGGAGGAGAUCAAUCAGCUGGAGCUGCAGCACAUGACCAGUGAAGAUUUCUCAGUGGUCUCAUGGUUCUGCAUGGUAAUGAGAGCAGAGCUGUUCUGGUACAGACUACUGAAUAGUGACAAAGAACAGCUAAUGACUGAGAAAAUAGAGAUUCUGUUGAAGGUGGAGGAAUUGAUGAACAGUUUACAGAAGCUCAGAGACGGAGCAGAGCGAGAGCAGGAGAUACCGAGCUUUACAGUGAUUUACGAGAUGCAGAAACGUCUGAUCGAGUUCAAGAAGUGGUGUGAGGAGAAGAGGGAACAAUAAAUGACCUCAUACAGCACAGAGGUGGAGCUGUGUGAGACCAACACACACACACACACACACACACACACAAAGUGAUCAGAUUCAGGUUAGUUAUUUUGUAAAAAUUAGAAUUCAAUCAGGAUUUUUUUUUUCAUUUAAGCCCAAAGAAAUGACUCUUGUAAAAUAGUGCAGUACUGACAGCUGUGCGGUUCUGAUUCUGGUUCUCUCUGCCUGAUGUGAGUCACAUGGAAACAUCAUCACAGUUCAGUGCAAACUCUGUGUUGUAACAGUGAAGACUGCAGGUUUAUAUAUUAAAGGGCAGCAUCGCUGUACUAUAUCUUACACACUAACACACACUUACAUCUACACAAACAUUUACAACACACUAACACACAGCUACACAAACAUAUACAACACUUAUAAACGCACAAUUACAGUUACACAAAUCAUUUACUCUGUAUGUGUUUUUAAAGCCAGAAUAAAUUAUUAGAAUUAAGUAUUUUAGUUUAUUACACUUUUCUCUUGAUUUUAUUCAUGUGUGACCUUGAAGUAAUCCAAAAGUAAUCUCUCACAUACAGACACACACACACACUUUUUCUCUGCACCUGUUCCACCAGGUGAUUAAGAUAAAUACAGAAAGCUGUAUACAGAAACCAUAUUUUUCACUGUGGUUCAUAAACACUGUGUUUGAACUGAUCUCACUGGCAUUCCUAGGCAGUGAAGGUGUCUGUGUGUUUGUAGGUUUUGUGUCAUCUGAGGCCAAAGUUUGAUUCUGACAAAAAAUAAAAUGUAUUUUACUAAAAUACUGGAUAUAUUGGACAUGACAGUUUGAUGUUUGUACAAGUUGCUGUGUAGUUCUGAAAUUGUGUGUAUAGUUGUGAGAAAAUGGUUUCAUAAAGUGUGUGUUAGCAAUCAAGAAAAACUGAAAUAUACUCUACUCACAAAAAGUUAAGGAUAUUUGGCUUUUGGGUGAAAUUAAUGGAAAAUGUAAAAAGUUCACACUACAGUGAUAUUAUAUCAUGAAAGUAGGGCAUUUAAGUAGAAGCUGCAAUGGUGAUUUCCUCAUCUCAAACAAUUUACUGAAACAAAAGCCAACAACAGUGGUGGGUAUACCACAACAAAAAAUCUCAAUGUCUCAAUAAUCUGUCAUGUGCCCUUGACCAUCAAUUACAGCUUGACAACGACGUCUCAUGCUGUUCAUGAGUCGACUUAUUGUCUGCUGAGGCAUGGCAUUCCACUCUUCUUGAAGGGCGGCCCUCAGGUCAUUGAGGUUCUGGGGUGCAGGGUUACGAGCCUCUACACGGCGACUCGGCUGAUCCCAGAGGUUUUCUAUGGGAUUCAGGUCUGGAGAAAGUGCAGGCCGCUCCAUUUGAGGUACCCCAGCCUCCAGCAGCCGUUCCCUAAUGAUGCGACCUCGAUGAGCUGGAGCAUUGUCGUCCAUGAAGUCCAUGAAAUUAGGCCUGUGUUGUUCAUGCAGGGGCACAAUGACUGGAUUAAUGAUGUUAUUCAGGUAGUAUUGGCUUGUCACUGUACCAUUCACAAGAUGUAGGGCAGUUCUGAGUAGACACACCUGCCCAGACUGUAACACCACCACAACAGUGGCUGAUGCAUAGCGCUCUCCUUGACAUCUCCAACAUCAUUGGCCGCCAUCAUUUCUGCUCAACGUGAAUCGACUUUCAUCAGAGAACAGCACUGAGGCCCACAGGGCCCUCGUCCAGCGUAAAUGCUCCCUGACCCUUGCAGGUUGUCUAGCACGCAGACCAUGCUGAUGUAAAUGGUUUUGAUUGGUCUGACGUGACACUUGGGUGCCUAUGAGUAUUCUUCAUCCAGUUCCGCAGGGCACUGUUCACAAUGAAGCAGUCAUCAACGUGGGAUGUGGCCAAAGGACAUCCACUUCUAUGCCUUUCUGUGACUCUUCCAGUCUCUCUGUAUCUCUGUCCCAACCUGCUGAUGACACUCUGUGACACUCUUGUUAGGUGUGGUCUUGGUCUCAUGAUGUCAAAAUGUGAACAGCAUGAUGAAGAGGACUGUUUAAAUAUUAAUUCUAAUUGAACCAGAAAAUUUAUUGGUCGAUUCAUGGAUCAAACACCAGUUGUGAAUUUUGCUGUUAAGCACAAUAUUUUUUAUGGAAUAACUGUUUUAUAAUUGCACCAAACCCAGUGAGGCUAUGGUUUACAGUGUAUUUAGAAUAGCUAAAGUGUUUUUUCUGCUUUACAUCAAACCUGAACUCCUGUAUACUGUAACUACCUAUUUUCCCCUUUUUAAUAAACUUUAUUUUAAAUAAAACAAGAACACUACCAUCCAAAACAGCACAGCAAUGGAGGAUAAAAAUAGUAAAUAGCAAAUAACAGAUAAAAACACUGAUACUCCGCCCCCUCAUCCACUGAUGUCUCCUUCCUCAAUGAGCUAAACAACUUUUAUGCCCACUUUGAAUGAGACAACCAGGAGAUAGCCACCAAGACCAAACCCCUUGAGAACCAUCAACCCCUCACACUCUCCACCCCAGACAUCUGUGCUGCUUUGAGCCGGGCUGACGUAUGUAAAGCUUCUGGACCCAAUGGCAUACCAGGAUGUGUACCUAUGCUGGACAGAUGUCUGAAAAUUUGAUUUUUCACAUUUUCACUCUGUCUCGAUCCCAAACAAAAGUGCCAACUUGCUGGUUCCUCUCAAGUUUUCUUCCUCUUACCAUCUAAGGGAGUUUUUCCUUGCCACAAUCCCCUUAGGCUUGCUCACUAGGGAUAAAUUUGUCGUACAUUAAUCUUGGACUGUAUGUUCUGUAAAGCUUCUUUGAGACAAUAUCCAUUGUUAAAAGUGCUAUACAAAUAAAAUUUUAUUGCAUUUCUUCAAACCCACUUUAAUCGUUCCACUGCCUAAGCUGGAGUGCCUGAAUGACCACUGCCCUGUAGCACUUGCACUCACUCACAUCUCAAAACCAGCCUUCCGUCCACACUGGACUGUCACCAAUUUGCUUACUGUAGAAUCAGGUGCACUGAGGAUGUUGUACUAACGCACCUGCAUAACAAGAACACAUAUACAAGAACGCUGUUUUUUUAAUUUUAGUUUGGCAUUUAACACAGUCAUCCUCUCCAAGCUGAUCACUAAACUUGCCAAUCUUUGCAUCAUCACUUUUGUAAUUGGAUACUGGACUUUCUGACGAACAGACUGCAGAAUAUUAAGUUAAAUAAUAUCACCUCCUCGACCAUCACAGUUAACACCAGCAUACCCCAAUGAUCACCUAUCUUAUUCUCUCUCUUCACCCAUGACUGCAGGCCUGCGAAUGGUUCUAACACCAUAAUCAAGUUUGCAGGCAACACCAGGGUGAUUGGCCUCAUCAGCGACAACAAUGAUUCACCAGAAUUAAUCUAACAGAGGUAAUCCAACAUCCAGAACAUAGGAUUCAGGAACAACAAAAGGCAAGCCAAGCAGUCCUAAAUCCCAGCACAGGUACAGAACAAUGAAGGGCAGGCAGGAAAUCAGAGUCAAAAAAACAGGUUAAGCAGGUUGAAGCAAGGAAAGAUAGCUAGUCAGAUGCACAGAGCAAAGUGAGAAGACUAUCUGGCGAGGAGCAUGUGCAGCCAGUUGGCUUAUAUAGGGCUGAUAAGCAUAACUAGCGAACAGGCUUGGACAGGCUUGAGUCUGGAGUCAUGGAAAGUCAGAUGGAUGCGAAGGCCCUGUGGAAGAUUGAGUCCGAUGGAUACUGGGUUGAGAACUUCGAGAUUGGAAUGGACCGACAAAGCAAAAAGUGAGUUUCUGACAGACAAUUUUUGGGGCAGAUCACGAUUGGAUAACCAAACUCGUUGGCCAAUGCCGUAGGGCGUGCCGGGUGGCGCUCACAGUUGCCCAUCGAUCAUAGCUUUGGCAUUGAGUGGAGAAGAACUGGGUCCCCCUCCAGACUCAUCAACACCAUUUAAACUAAGCAAGGGCAGAAGGUCAUCUGGGAGUCGGAAGGGGGCGGAGGAGACUGGCUUGCCCGGUUCUGGAUGAUUUAUGCUGAGAACAGGUGGGACAAGCUGCCACAAAUCUCUGGACAUCAUGCUUGAGUGAAGGCUACCAUAAACACAGUUGGAGGUUGAAUAAGGUACGGGAAACCCUGGGAUAACAGAAGAGGCGACUGCUGUGGCACCACUGGAGAACCUGAGAUCUAAGUUUUUUGGGGACAAAGAGUCUGUUCAUCUUGACAACCUUCUGGAAACAGUAUCCCAGAGGUUGCUUGCUGUAUUCUUCUCUCGAUCCCCAGGUGGAGGGCACGGAUGGUCACUGACGAAGGGUGGAUGUGUUCAGGAGCCGGGUCAUCCUCGUCGGGGCCGAAUUGCCAUGUAAGGGCAUCGGGCUUCCCAUUCUUCAAGCCGGGGUGGAAAGAGAGGGUGAAGUUGAAACACCCGAAGAACAGUACCCCUGUCACAGAUUGAGUCACUUGGCCCCUAGGGCCCCUAAGGAAUUCUAGGGUUCUGUGUUCUGUCCAUUCUAUAAAAGGCUGCUCUGCGCCUUCCAACCAGUGGUGCCACUCCUCCAGGGUCAGUUCUACUAACAGGAGCUCCCAUUCACCAAUGGAAUACUUCUGUUUGGCUGGGGAGAGGCGGUGAGAGAAGAAGGUGCAGGGAUGAAGGCAAUUGUCCUUAGGGGCCCCCACACCACAGGUCUGAUGCAUCCACUUGAGAUCGAUGGAUCUCCAACUUCCUGAGAGACAGACCUCAGGCAGUACGGGGGGGGCAACCAUGUCUCACCCUCCCUCACCCUCAGCACUGGAGCCCCCCAGGGUUGUGUUCUGAGCCCCCCUGUUGUACUCACUG
Molecule: messenger RNA, 7154 nt
Organism: Hemibagrus wyckioides
Lineage: Eukaryota; Metazoa; Chordata; Actinopteri; Siluriformes; Bagridae
Product: trichohyalin-like
Exons: 12
Coding region: 1-2385 (794 amino acids)
Source: RefSeq, a predicted model, not a curated record